UCCAAAAUUUAGAACUAUAAUACAUUACGUAAAUUACAGAUUUUUAAUAUUAGCAGUGCAUUUUAGAACGCAACCAAAUGUAUCGACUGUGUUUCCUAAAAGAAAAGCAGCCUGUGGCUCAUGGAAUCAUUUCAUCCUUGUCAUUUAUCAAAUGUUAAACAAGGAGGCCACGCACUCUAAACAUAAAUUGAGAAAGCAGCCCAAGCGUGUAUUUUUUUUGCUUUUCUGAAAGGACACGACAGGAAUUUAAAAAUGGCGUAUGUUUACACCUUCAAAAAAAUUCGAUUAAUGUUUGAUGAUUGAUGUUGAUGUUUAAUGAGCAUUAAUGAGAUGCGAUGUACUAUCAGCUUUAGCUCGUCAUUCGAGCCUUAACCUCAAGAGUUUUAUUCUGAACUUUAUUCGACUUUAUACGAAGCGGUUAAUUUUAAGAUCUACAGUACACCAAACAAUUAAACAAUGGCAGAAAAAGGUGCUCAUUUGACAGGAACUGCAUACAUCAGACCUUCUAUUUUCGAAAUUAUUGCACAGGAAUCGCUUGCGUCUACUCUUGAACCAGCCUUUAAUAAAAUUCUUUCGUUUCUUGUGUCUUUUAAUAUGGAAAGAUAUGGACAUAUUCUUAAAUGGACAGAUGAAGGAUAUUUAAUUUUUAAUGCACUUCUUCAACGAUAUUAUUUAAAGAAAUACUCUGCGUCAUUUUCUGAAACAUUUUAUGGUUUAAAACGUGUCACAGUACAUAAUUCUAAAUUAAAAGAAAGAUUAACAUCUAAAAAACAAAUGUUAUCAUUAAUAUUAAUUGUGACAUUUCCAUAUUUAAAAAAUAAGCUUGCACAAUAUAGUUUAAAAUAUAAACUUCAAGAAGUGGACAAUCUUGCAUCGACGGAACAGAACAGAGAAAAGUUUUUCCAUAAAUGUAUCAUUAAAGGACAUUCAUUUUUCUUCAUAAUAUACGAAACUCUCGUACUGUACAGUUACAUACUCUAUGUAUCUGAGAAAUCAAUGUACCCAUCACCUUUACUAAGGCUGCUGUCCGUUACAUUAACAUAUGCCGAUCCACAAUCUGCUCUCACUAUUACUGAAUUAUUAAGAAAAAUAAAAUAUAAUUCCUUCACUAUUAGUGAUGGAUGGAAUAUAUUUCAAAGAAUCGUUACUGGAUCUCUCGAAUUGGGAGCUUUCUUUUUACAAUUUCUUUCUUGGUGGAGUCAGGAAAAUUAUAACAUGAAUAUUAUGAAUCUUCCAGCUCCAUCACCACCAAAGGUGCCAAACAUAGCGCAACAAUACAAAGGAAUUUGUCCACUUUGUCAUAAGCCUCAUCGUAUACACACUGUGCUUAUGGUAUCCGGUUAUGUAUUUUGUUAUCAAUGCAUUCUAUCGGAAGUACGGAUAAAAAAGAGAUGUCCAGUAACACAUUAUCCUGCCAAAGAAGAUGACUUAAUACGUCUGUAUAUAGAAUAAUAUAUAUACAUACACAUAUCCGUAUACUACAUGCGACAUAUACAAAUACACAAAUAGGAUAAUGUAAAGUUACUUGAUGUUAUAUAAUUUUAAGUUAUCCUGUAUUUUAACGGGACACGUGCAAGAGAGUCAUAUUUUCCAUAACAAAAUUAUAUUCGAAAAAAUUUAAAACUAAUAAAUGAAGACUAUGUUAUAUAUAAAGUAGGAAUAGCACAUGUCGAACAUAUACAAUUUUUCAUUAUUUCUCUAAAGUUUUUAUGAUAGUCAUGCAUAUCUAAAUAUUUUGAUUACAUGAAUAAGAGAGUUUUCUAAUAUUUCUGAAGCAACAAUUGAAAAGUGGAUUUGAUUUAAUAUAUGAAUAAAAGAAAACUUGAUAAUGAAUUUUCGAAUUCUCAUAACAUCCUUGAUUUAUACAUAAUUCUUUGAAUGCAAAUUACAGUAUUCAUUUAUUAUAUUUAAGUUGGUCUUCAUUAAAAAUAAUUCCUCAGAUACAAUCUUAUCAGAAAAAGAUUACUUCUUCUGGCACAGACCUACAUUACUAUUAUACGUCCUGCAAGUGAACUCUGUUAUACUCUACGUAUACACGCGAGCGUGCGCUCACAUACAUACAAGCAUACAUGCAUACACACAAGCAUACACAAGUGACAGUAAAUAACAGAAAUUUUAAAUUUUCUGAAGGUA
This is a messenger RNA of Pogonomyrmex barbatus (red harvester ant), 2133 nucleotides long. RefSeq names its product peroxisomal biogenesis factor 12 (gene Pex12). Gene Ontology annotation, biological process: protein import into peroxisome matrix; protein monoubiquitination. NCBI's taxonomy places the organism in Eukaryota, Metazoa, Arthropoda, Insecta, Hymenoptera, Formicidae. Gene Ontology annotation, cellular component: peroxisomal importomer complex; peroxisomal membrane. Gene Ontology annotation, molecular function: protein binding; zinc ion binding; ubiquitin-protein transferase activity. The record is from RefSeq and is a predicted model, not a curated record.